Messenger RNA from Sinocyclocheilus rhinocerous, 2393 nucleotides. Its product is annotated as THO complex subunit 5 homolog. Gene Ontology annotation, molecular function: mRNA binding. Bases 140 to 2227 code for a protein of 695 amino acids. The record is from RefSeq and is a predicted model, not a curated record. The transcript has 21 exons. Gene Ontology annotation, biological process: mRNA export from nucleus. Gene Ontology annotation, cellular component: THO complex part of transcription export complex. NCBI's taxonomy places the organism in Eukaryota, Metazoa, Chordata, Actinopteri, Cypriniformes, Cyprinidae.
UUGUGUAAAUCAGAAAGCGGAAGCGCUGUCCGUUGCUUCCUCCUGCUGUCCGCCGUGCUCACUGCUGCUGUUUGAAUGAGACCUUUUAAUGAUUAAAUUCAUAUUCAGAUACUUAAUUUGAUAAAAGCAGUUGAAAGUCAUGUCCUCAGACGCUGUGAAGAAGAGAAAGCCGAAGGUCAUCCGAAAUGAAACAGGAACUCCAGAGACCAAGCGAGGUCGAGCAGAAGGCGAUCAGGUCACGUAUCCAGCCGGACCUCAUCUUAUCGGACAGAGGAAGCUGUUUACAGCAAAGACUCAGGACGUCCGUGUGUAUAAUGAGGAGGUGGAGUUGGAGGCCAGGGACCCGCAGCAGGACUACAUGCUGUAUAAGGACACGUGUGCCGCUCUGGCCAAACUGAUGGCGGAAAUCCAGGAGCUGAAAGCCGGCGGCGCGAAAGUCGGAAGCGUGGAGAUCGAGGAGAGACGCACACAGUGCAGCGUUCAUUUCAUUACCCUGAAGAAACUCAACCGCCUGGCGCACAUGCGACUGAAGAAAGGCCGAGACCAGACACAUGAGGCAAAGCAGCGAGUGGAUGUUCUUCAUUUGCAGCUGCAGAAUCUGUUGUAUGAGGUCAUGCACCUGCAGAAAGAGAUCGGCAAAUGUCUCGAGUUCAGGUCUCAGCAUGAGGAGAUUGAGUUGGUCAGUGAAGAGGAGUUUUUUCAGGAGGCUCCGGCUGAGAUCUCACGCCCUCAUGUCACCCGCGAUGACCAACACCAGCUCACGCUCGCCCGCCUGGACUGGGAACUAGAGCAGAGGAAGAGGUUGGCGGAGCAGUAUAAGAUGUCUCUGGCUAGAAAGGAGAAGAUCCAGAAAGCCAUUGAGCAGAAGAGAGAAUAUCUGAGCAGCCUUCAACCUGGACUGCAAAACAUCAUGCAGGCGUCUCUCCCAGUGCAGGAGUAUCUGGCGAUACCGUUUGAGCACAUGCAGAAGCAGGCCGAGGUCUCCCGUCACCUGCCGCCCCCUCUGUACGUGCUGUUGGUCCAGGCGGGUGCGUACGGACAGGCUUGCGACAAAAACCUGUCUGUGAGCAUCAGUGGAGAUGUGGAUGAGGCCAAAGCUCUCUCCAGACCCCCGGAGGACUCGCAAGAUGAUGAAAGUGAUUCAGAUGCUGAAGAGGAGCAACAGAACACAAAGCGCCGGCGUGCGACUGUAGGUGUUCAACUGGAUGACAAGCGUAAAGAGAUGCUGAGACGCCACCCUCUCUCGCUCUGCGUGGACCUCAAGUGCAAAGACGGCAGCGUCCUGCAUCUGUUUUUCUAUUAUCUCAUGAAUCUCAACAUUCUGACUGUGAAGACCAAAGUUUCCACCACUACAGAUCUGUCCGGAGCCGUCAGCGCUGGAGAGCUGCUGAACUCCGAGAGUCUGCUGAACUGUCUUUAUGCAUCUGAUCACGGCAAAGAGACGCCCAACCCUGCCAACCGCUACCAGUUUGAUAAAGUCGGAAUCACUACGUUUGCGGAUUAUGUGUCAGAUCUCGGACAUCCGUAUGUUUGGGUGCAGAAACUGGGUGGCCUGCAGUUCUCGUCUGAUUUCGUUUUACUCGAUAUCUGCAUCGGUUUCUAUGGCAAUGACGACGUGUUGUUUGUUGCAUUAACAAUGCAAUGGGUUUGUUCUGUUCCAGAGCACAGCAUCAUACCUGUCUCCAGCGAGUGCCAACAUCUGUUUCCUGCUAAAGUGGUUUCCGGUCUCAUGCGCUGGACCAUGAUGAGCUACCAGGAAUUCACUGAGCUGGGCUUCGUGCAGCAUGUGUUGAAGGCCGGUCUGGUGCGUGAGACCGAUCUGUUCUUCAUGGCAGUUGUAGAGAGAGGAACAGCUCGUCUGCUGGCCGCUGUGGUGAUGAACCCGCGUUACCCUGAGGUCGCGCCGCUCUUCUCUUUCUCUCUGCACUGGAAAGAAGAGCGCAGCGGGCGCACUGAUGAUAACCUGCGGGCGAUGGAGAGCGAGGUGAACGUGUUCCGCUCCGAGCUGCAGGGGCCACGCCCGGGUCUCCAGCUCCUGACCAAUCAGAUCCAGCGCUUGUGUGUGUGUCUGGAUGUGUAUCUGGAGACGGAGAGUCAAGUGUGUGACGGCUCUGAGGGACCCAAGGAGUUUCCCAGAGAGAAGAUGUGCUUGCGCACUGCCAGGGGUCCGAGCCGUCUGAAGCCCUUCAAGUACAACCAUCCUCAGGGCUUCUUCAGUCACCGCUGAAUCCGGAUUGCAGGAUGAGCGAGACUGCUUUAGUGUUGUUAGGAGGGGCUGAAAUCCCUCUCUCAUUCUCUGUUAUCUACCUUUUAUCUCUAUUCUUUCACCUGUGUUUCUCUGUUUGCUCAUAUAAUGUGAAUUAGAAAAUAAAACACUGAUUUUGAUAAGAAAA